Molecule: messenger RNA, 452 nt
Organism: Staurois parvus
Lineage: Eukaryota; Metazoa; Chordata; Amphibia; Anura; Ranidae
Source: the annotation of a GenBank genome assembly
UCAGGGAGUGCGCAGCGCAGUGAUCGGCAGUGCGCUGUGUCCCUCGGACACAGCGGAUCAUCGAUCUACGGAAAGAGCCGAAGAUGUUGGCUCGGUCAUGUGAUCAGCUGUGUCCAAUCACAGCUGAUCACAUGGGACAUGUACACUGAUCAUCAGGGCACUGAUGAUCAGUGUGCCCUGAUGAUCAGUGUGGCCCCAGAAGUGCCACCUGUCAGUGUCCAUCAGUGCCAGCUGUCAGUGCUGAACAGUGCCACCUGCCAGUGCCUAUCAGUGCCACAUCAAUGCCACAUAUCAGUGUCUACCAGUGCACAUCAAUGCCACAUAUCAGUGCCCAUCUGAGCUGCCUUUCAGUGUCACCCAUCAGUGCCAGUCAGUGCCACCUAUCAGUGCCAUAGUAACAUUGUACUACUUUGGGGAAGUGAUCAGUAUUUUUUUUUUUUUUUUACACAAUU